Bipolaris zeicola 26-R-13 is the source of this 546-nucleotide messenger RNA. RefSeq lists its product as uncharacterized. The record is from RefSeq and is a predicted model, not a curated record. The transcript has a single exon. The coding region runs from base 1 to 546 and encodes 181 amino acids. NCBI's taxonomy places the organism in Eukaryota, Fungi, Ascomycota, Dothideomycetes, Pleosporales, Pleosporaceae.
AUGGCGCACGAUCAGCCCAUAGCUCAUUCUUUUGUUGGAUCUGAAACGUGGCAUAUUCCCACCCCCUCUGCAUCUUCCGAAGAUACCACACAGAACGCUUCGAGGAGCGAAACUCCACCAUCUUCUAUCCCAUGGCCCGGGCGAGCCUUCAUCAUUAAAUCUCGUAAAAACGGACAAGUCAUCACUUUCUUAAACGGCGAGGUCGUAAUGGAUAGAAUAGGAGGGCUUGGCACUUUCAGGUGGCGGUGCGUUGAGGAGAAAGGUUGGUUAGGGUUUAAGGAUCCAGCUUCUGCGCACUGUCUCGGCUAUCAAGAACACGGAAUCUUGUUUUGCAGAUUUCCUCAUCAUCGAAACAACGAACGCAUAUUUCCCCGAAUGCGCCCAGAAGGUGGGUACGUUCUGCUAGUACGUCACGAUGACCAUCUUCGUCCCUUGGGUGUAUUUGAGAACGAAUCCAAGAAUGGGACGAAACAGAAGAUCAAGAUUAUGGAUUGGAGCUCCGAGGACAUUGUUUGGGAUUUUAUUGAGGUACCAGUUCAAGAAUAG